Talaromyces rugulosus is the source of this 2751-nucleotide messenger RNA. RefSeq lists its product as uncharacterized. Gene Ontology annotation, molecular function: ATP binding; protein serine/threonine kinase activity. Gene Ontology annotation, biological process: protein phosphorylation. The record is from RefSeq and is a predicted model, not a curated record. The transcript has 3 exons. Lineage: Eukaryota; Fungi; Ascomycota; Eurotiomycetes; Eurotiales; Trichocomaceae. Bases 1 to 2751 code for a protein of 916 amino acids.
AUGGCUGCACCAGGCGAAGCUAACUCGCAUGCUGAGGCCGACCUCAUGAGGCAAGCUGUGCUUCAGAGCAGCGGCGGCACACAGGAGGAAGAGGCGCAAGAGAACAACAACACCGUCAUUGGUUCAAAUGGCUCGACGCCUACUGGAAUGGCAACCCCCCAUCCAGACCCGGUCGACAAACGGCUACCCGGUAUAAUGCACUAUUUCUCUCAGGUUGGUAGCUCUGCUUUCCCACUGAGUUCUAUCAAAGCACGGUUAUCCAGUUCUACUACGCCUGCUGCGGGCGCCAAUACGCAGUCGAAGGAGGACCAGGAAGAAGAGGCCUCUGGUAACGCUUCCUUGAUAUCUGGCGCCGAUGCUGUCAAAGAGCACAGCCAAUCGCAAGCUGUCGAUGUGCCUGCUCUUCCCAGUACCGAGCUGCCAGGGAAAAUUGAAGCCUCAGAGACUCUAAAUCCCAGCUCCCUGCCCACCCCCCCUUACUCGUCUGCCUGUUCAUUGUCCCCCAAGGAACCCGAGGAAACAGAAGAGGGUGUUGCCGCCACCACUGAACAGACCGCAUACUCUAUUUAUUCCGCGCUGAAGGAUAUCAUGUCCUCGUCGAGCAAUGUUCCCGAGUCCCAUUCUUCACGACGUCCAACAUGUCGCCCAGUCUCCAGCGUGUCGGAUGACCCAGUUCUUGCUUCCCACUUUUCCAACCCAUCCCUCCCUGAUGCUUCAGAUAUCCCGUCCUCACAGGAUGUGCCCCUGUUGGAUCAUGAAAAGCCUCAUCACACUUCCAAGUCUUCUGAGAAUCUUGCCAAGCUAACUGAGAACGUGGCCAAUGCGCCCCGUCUAAAGAAUACGCCGCCGUUGACCCCGAGAGCCUUGUCCAACGAUAACAAUUCGACGGACCGACGUUCCAACGGCUCCACCUCUGACCCGUCAACUUCGUCGAACCAAAGACGCCCAAGCCCCGCUGAAGCAUCGUCAGCAGGCUCAACCGGGAGACUUAGUGACUCUCAAGCUUCAAACGACGAAAUCACUGGUGUCUCCCCCAUACAAGGUAAAUUGUCAGUGAAGAUCUCUCAAGCUCGUGGGUUGCGUCCUAGCACCGAUCCUUAUGUUGUGUGUGUCUUUGAAUGGAAUGAAUACAUCUCCAAAGGUACCCAGAGUGGCAACAACACCCCAAAUGGCAAGAGCGAAAACAAAGACUGGCUGGAAAACGAUUCGGGACGACCAAUGGCCAUCCCCAUGAGGAGUCGCCAGAGCAGCCAUAAUAGCCAGCUGGACGGCCCAGAACAUCCUGGCAAAGCGCCUGUAACCGAUCCCCAGUGGAACCAUGAGGCUGUAUUUGACGUUUUGGGCGAGCAGUCGGAAAUCGACGUGUCCGUGUAUGACCGAUACAACCAAGAGGCAUUCCUCGGUUACGUGCGGAUGACACUCAACCUUCGGGAAGAAAGGUCCAGUCUGGAGGGUUGGUUUCCUUUGGCCGCACGAGGACAGGGCGAUUACCAUGUCUCGGGGGAGAUUCAUUUGGAGAUGCAUUUCGAAAAGACCGAAAGGAAACAGGUCGGACCAAAUGACUUUCAAAUCCUCAAACUGAUCGGCAAAGGAACGUUUGGACAAGUUUACCAAGUCAAGAAAAAGGACACGCAGCGAAUAUACGCUAUGAAGGUCUUGUCUAAGAAAGUCAUCAUCCAGAAGAAGGAAGUUGCACAUACACUGGGCGAACGUAAUAUUCUUGUGCGGACGGCCAUGGCGGCUUCCCCUUUCAUUGUUGGACUCAAAUUCUCUUUUCAAACCCCUACGGAUUUGUACUUGGUGACGGACUACAUGUCCGGUGGCGAGCUCUUUUGGCAUCUCCAAAAAGAGGGCCGCUUCCAGGAAGCCCGGGCAAAGUUCUACAUUGCGGAGCUGAUUCUGGCCUUGCAACACUUGCACGAGCACGACAUUGUGUAUCGUGACCUGAAGCCAGAAAAUAUCUUGCUUGAUGCAAACGGCCACAUUGCGCUCUGUGACUUUGGGCUGUCCAAGGCGAACCUCACGAAGAAUGACACCACCAACACGUUCUGCGGGACCACCGAAUACCUCGCCCCAGAGGUGUUGUUGGAUGAGCAAGGCUACACCAAGAUGGUCGACUUCUGGUCUCUGGGAGUCCUCGUCUUUGAGAUGUGCUGUGGUUGGAGCCCAUUCUAUGCGGAGGAUACGCAACAGAUGUAUAAGAACAUUGCGUUCGGCAAGGUGCGAUUCCCACGAGACGCGCUGAGCACAGAAGGUCGCAACUUUGUCAAGGGUUUGUUGAACCGCAACCCGAAACACCGUCUCGGCGCCAAGGACGACGCCAAGGAACUCAUGGCACACCCAUUUUUCCACGAUGUUGACUGGGAGGCUUUGGGUCAUAAAAAAGUGAUCCCUCCUUUCAAGCCAAAGCUGAAGUCGGAAUCGGACACUUCGAAUUUUGACCCAGAGUUCACCACGGCGCUGGAUAAUUCGUCUUCACUCAAUGAUCGGGCAGCGGCAUUGGCGAAUGGAUUGAUGCCUGGCUCGACACCCUUGUCACCUGGCAUGCAGGCCAACUUCAAGGGCUUCACUUUUGUGACGGAAAGCUCUAUGGAUCAUCACCUUCAAGAGCAUAAGGAACGGAUGGACGAAGAAAUGAAAGACGACGACAGCUGGCAUCGACACCAGCGAUCGACGGACUCGACGGACCACCGUAUGAGCGGGGUUGUCAAGGAAGGUGAAGGGGCUGUCUUCAACAACUUUGACAUCUAG